Linum tenue is the source of this 2757-nucleotide messenger RNA. The record is from the annotation of a GenBank genome assembly. NCBI's taxonomy places the organism in Eukaryota, Viridiplantae, Streptophyta, Magnoliopsida, Malpighiales, Linaceae.
GUUAUUGGCUCAUCUUCCUAACCAGCUUGAUAAUAAUCAAAUUCCGGCACGUUAACAAUGGACCGACGGCUGACCGGCAAAAAAAAAAAUCAAAAUCAAAAUCAAAAUAAAAAUGACAAACGGUUGAACGAGUAAACGGACCUGGGGCAUCGACGGCGGCGGUGAGUUCUUGGUCGAGCGUUCCGAGUCAAAAUUGUUUUGAAGGUGGGGGAGAAGAUGCUGCCUUUAUACGGUCGGCCGGGGAAACUCUGGGUAGUUUGCUUCCAAUCAGCUGGCCGCUACAUGGUUUCUUUCGUCCUCGUCAUAAUCACUCAGUUCGCACUCGCUCUGGUCCCUCGUUUGCUCCCGGCAUCCUCCCUUCUCCUCCAGCUAUUGCUCUCAGUCGUAGUUCUGCUGUUGGUUGUCGGUUUCGGGAGAUGUUGUAGGCGGCUUCUCGGCGUCUCCGCGUCGGCUCCUGCUCUAGUUCUCUUCAAUACGCUCUUCGUUUGGGGAGUUUACUUUGUUGCUGUUCGACCUGCUGUUCCACGUCUGGUUGAUGUUACUUUCAACGGAGAGAUUGCUCUGCUUUUCAUUGGUUUAUUUAGAAUUCUGUCAAGCGAUCCUGGUUUCGUGAGUAAUGGGUUUCCUGGGACAGCUGCUGAGCUUGUCGAAACUGAAGCUCUUGCGACUGAAGUUCAUGAUGAGUUUCAGGGUGCUGUACUGCCUCUGCGGGUAAGAUACUGUAAAAGCUGCAAAUCACAUGUUAAGGGUUUCGACCACCAUUGUCCUGCUUUUGGGAACUGCAUAGGAUACAAGAAUCAUGUCCUGUUCGUGGUUCUUCUUACUGGAUUUCUUGCUACUGAAGCUUCAUAUGUAGUAUACUCCUUUCGGGGUAAGCAUUUAAAUUUUCCUCCCAAAUAUCAUGUGAUCGUUAUCUCAAUUAUGGUGAAAUAUCCUGCGACCAGAUGUAGGUGGAAUUACAGAUUUAAAGAGAUAGAAACCUGGAAAUGUAUUUUGAAUGUGUUCCAUAGUCCUCUGACAUGGUUGUGAUAUCCACUAGUGAACAUCUAAAACUUGUUUGAAAUGCUUUUGUAUCUAGUUCUUUCCACAGUUGAGUCUUGUGUAUCUGUCUUUUCAGUUGCUAGAGGAUACUGGGUGUUACGCCAACACAAGUUCCAGAGUGAUCUAGCGAGAAGUUUGGUUACGAGUACAAUGCUCUUCUCUCUUCUGCAAGUGCUAUGGCAGGUGUUCUUUCUGACGUGGCACAUAUACUGCAUUUGUUUCAACAUUCGGACUGAUGAGUGGAUUAACUGGAGGAAGUACCCAGAAUUCCAUUUCAGUACUGAGCCCGAACCAGAUGACACUAUUUGACAGUUUUCGGCUGACUAGUACGCAGAAGGGUCCAGCUAAGUAAUCUGUUAGCAGCUUGGUCUCUCUUGAUACAAAGUGCUUAAUCACCAGAAAGGGCAUGGUGAGAUUCAUGCUCGUGGCUUUCAGCAAUCCUCUAAUGUGCGUUACAUCUCCACUUUUCUUUCCUCCUUAUUCCUUUUAGCACUAUGCAUUUAUUCGUGGUUUCACCCGAAGUCCAGGAAAUCUAGGUGAGCGCAUAACUCAGUUUUUACUGGCACUGUAGGCAAUAUUAAAUGAUAGAAAACUCAUGCUAAAGCUAAAUCAAACGUAGCUAUAAUAUGGCAGAAAUUCUUGAUGAAUAGUAAUAAGAACUUUUAUUAACCAGACCCAAGAGGGUUUCCAGUGAUCACACUUACAGAAACCAAAUCACAAACACAACAUCAUCACACACUGACACACAAACACAAACGAGAAACCCGAAACUUAUUUAUUCUGUGAUUGUUGCAUUUCUUGCAGGUUGCAGCAACAUGAUCCUUCAGCUUUCAGACGGCUUGGGCAUGCACUUCAGCCAGAGAUAUCAAUGGACUUGACCUCCGGCUUCUUCUCCUCCUGUUUGGGAACAGUCACAGUGAGCACGCCAUUCUCCAAGCUAGCCUUCACCUGAUCCAACUUGGCAUUCUCAGGCAGCCUGAACCUCCUCAUGAACUUGCCACUGCUCCUCUCGACGCGGUGCCACUUGUCGUUCUUCUCUUCCUGCUCUUUGCUCCUCUCCCCGCUGAUCUGCAGGAUCCUACCAUCUUCAACUUCCACUUUCACCUCUUCCUUCUUCACACCGGGAAGAUCGGCGUUGAAGAUGUGAGCCUCGGGCGUCUCUUUCCAGUCGAUCCUGGCAUUGGCAAAUGCAGAGGUUUCACGGGGCAGAUUCGCCACCGUGGAGCUGAUGAGCCCAUCGAAGGGAUCCCAUAGGUCCAGGGAGAAUGGAUCGAAAACGUUGGUCAGUCGGCUGCCUCGGAGGCUGGGAAUGAUCGACAUAGUUGGAGACUCUAGGAAAACUGUUGUAAGUGACGAGAGUAUGUUUUUUGCUGAACUCAGACAAGGUUUGUCUGAUCAUAUAAGCUUGGGAUCGGGGGUCUAUAUAUAGCAUUAGAUAAGAGAACUCUAGCACCUUACAGGCUAGCAAAAGUGUUGCCUUUAUUUUUAUAUCUAGAGCCUUCUCGUGAAGUCGACCCACAAACUGUAGGACUCCUCUGUCUUUGGUCUACACAGUGGUCGUAAUUUCUUUUCCAGACAGUUCCAUUCGCCUCUUCCAAGAGCUUCUACCAUUUUCAUUCCCCCACCCAUUUGGGUGCUGAAUGUUUCAUUUCAGAGAAGCAUGGGUCGCCGAUGGAUAUGAACAUGCUGUGUUUCUCUUCAGUAAGUGUUUUGCUC